AUGAUGGAUGACCGGAAGAGACAAGCGAUGCCGCCAUCCCCAGCCUACUCUCGUCAGGGCUCCUUGGAGGCGAUUCACGACGCGAAGGAUUAUUGGCAGCCAGAGCCAUUUGACCCUGACCAGAAUCGCGUUUCCCCUCGACACAGCGCGAAUAAUGUAGAACCACCGGUUGUGUCGUAUCGUCGCUUCUCCGAGGACGUCAGCGCAGGCACCAACCCCGGCCUGCCGGAUUGCCCCAUGAAAAAACCGACUAUCGGAUAUACAAACUGGCUCACGCUGCCAAGAUGUGACAACUUCAUUAUCUGCCUCUCCUGCUAUGAGCAGGUCUUCUACCACACUGAGUUCCGCGAUAUGUUUUUCCAGGCACCAUACCGCUCCAGGGACAGAGAGGUUUCAUGCGAUCUUGGGACUUCGCCGUGGUACCGAAUCGCCUGGCUGAUGACACGCAAAUACCGGCGAACUGACCUACGACUGAUCCAGGGUGUUUCAGACGUGCUGUCCAAGGAGAAGGUCCCUUGCCAUGGAAACGCACGAGUCACGCGCAUGUGGUAUUCGAUCAUUGACCCGGACACACGGCGCUGCAUCACCGACUUCCGCGUGUGCACCCCCUGCGCCAAGGCGGUCGAGACGCUGUUCCCGAGCCUGAUGGGCGUCUUCGUCUCCAAGGACCGGCAGGCGGAGCCGAAACCCGGCCGAUGCAGCCUGCAUUUCACGCCGAACCGGACCCGCUUUCUGACGUACUUUGACGUCUUCGAGAAGUGCCACGAUGUCGCAGUGGAGACCAAGUCAGCCCCGGAUGUCCAGCGCCUCGCGGACAACAUUAAUUUCUGGGCCAAGGUGGAGGAAUGCCCCCGUGACGAGCCCCUACGCAACGCCAGGUGGUACACAAUGGCCUCGGUCCCGGAGAUGACGGUUUGCAAAGAGUGCUUCCUAGACGUCGUGUACCCGGAGCUGGUCGCCGAUAUCGACGCUAACACGGUCACUGGCUCUGAGCGGCGGUCGGUCGUCCGGAACUUUUACCAGCAGCCAGCGACCUUCGAGGAAACUACGGUGUGCCAGAUGGCGAGCCCUGAGAUGAAAGAGGUGUUCCGGCGGGCUUGUAGGAGGGACGAUGGGAUAGACUUCCUGGAUGACCAGAUCAGGAGAAGGUUGGAUUAUUAUUAG
Molecule: messenger RNA, 1164 nt
Organism: Diaporthe citri
Lineage: Eukaryota; Fungi; Ascomycota; Sordariomycetes; Diaporthales; Diaporthaceae
Exons: 1
Coding region: 1-1164 (387 amino acids)
Source: RefSeq, a predicted model, not a curated record